UUGGGGCUCGUCGGUGGAGCCGGCAGGGUCGUCGGGGUCCUUGUCGGAGCGGAUCUCGGCGAGGUCGGGGUUGCCGAUCCCGAUUGUGCCGCGGAGGACGAGGAUGGUGACGAAGCCGCAGAGGAUGGUGAUCUUGAUGUUGUUGAAGGUCUUGUGGUCGACAGAGAAGCCAAUGGAAGUGGUGAGGAACCUCGACGUCCCCCGGUACAUGGGCCGGUGGUACGAGAUCGCCUCGUCCCGGCCUUGUUCCAGCCGAAGAAGGGGGAGAACACGAGGGCGACCUACACGCUGAAGGAGGACGGUGCCACCGUCGGCGUCUUGAACGAGACGUGGAGCGACAGGAAGCGGAGCUUCAUCGAAGGGAUUGCGUACAAGGCCGAUCCGGAGAGCGAUGAGGCAAAAUUGAAGGUGAAAUUGAAGGUUCCGCCAAUCCUGCCGGUGUUUCCGGUCACCGGGGACUACUGGGUUCUCUACAUCGAUCCAGAGUACCAGCACACCCUGAUCGACCAGCCCAGCCGCAAGUAUCUCUAG
Linum tenue is the source of this 531-nucleotide messenger RNA. Lineage: Eukaryota; Viridiplantae; Streptophyta; Magnoliopsida; Malpighiales; Linaceae. The record is from the annotation of a GenBank genome assembly.